AAAAAAAUAGUAUAUAAGGCAGUGAUGAUGAAAUUUCUAAUGGUGAAACGUUUAUCACGUGCAGAUUUAUUUCUCUUACUAUAAAUUCAAGUGACGGAAUUCUGACGAAUCAGUGCUAGUCUCCCAACUAAGCAAGCUGCAGUAAGUUAAAAAGACACUACACUCCAGAGCAACGAACUUCAGCCAACGAAGAAGGACAACGCUUGACAAAAUGAUGAAGUUCGCAACAAGUUUCAUCAUCGUCCUGACACUAGUGGUCACAGCAAAGUCCGAUCUAGAGGAUCCUCACGACUUCUUCAGACCAACGCUUUCACGUGCAAAUAUGUUGGCUAGCGGUAUGGUAGUUGACAAUUCCGCUGUGCCUGUGGAGGAACUCGACCCGAACUUUUGGCGCAAAUCGGCCAAUGACGAAAUUAGCAAACGUUUGGCCGACAAACUUAAUACUAACAAAGCUAAGAAUGUCAUCUUUUUCCUUGGUGAUGGCAUGUCUCUGACCACGGUUACCUCGGCGCGUAUACUUAAGGGACAGCGUGAAGGUAAACCGGGUGAGGAGUCGCAACUGAGCUUUGAGAAAUUCCCGUACACCGGUUUGAGCAGAACCUAUUGUGCUAAUGUUCAAGUACCUGAUUCGGCUUGUACCUCGACUGCAUACCUCACAGGCGUUAAAACCAAUGUCCUGUCAUUAGGUAUUGGCCCAAAUGUGACCUAUAACGACUGUGAGGGUGCUAUGGAUCCAGCUAAUGAUCUUACAUCCCUCUACGAUUGGGCACAGGCAGCUGGUAAAUCUACCGGUUUCAUCACUACAACCACAUUGACGCAUGCCAGCCCCAGCGGCGGUUAUGCGCACGUCUCGAAUCGUAUGUGGGAAUGUGAUACCGAUGUACGCACCUAUCUCGAUGACGAUUACACAUCAGAUUGCAUUGAUAUUGCCACACAGCUGGUUACUGAAGAACCGGGACGUAAAUUGGAUUUCAUAAUGGGUGGUGGUAUUGGUAAAUUUUUACCAAAAACGAUGAUCGAUCCGUUCGGUAAACCCGGUGAACGUUCGGAUGGUAAGAAUUUGCUCUCCGAAUGGCAACGCCGACAUGAAGGUGGCGUUUUCGUCAGCAGUCGCAAACAGAUGAACGCAAUCAAUAUUGAAAAAACCACCAGCGUUUUGGGUAUCUUCCAAUCGAAAUUGAUGAAUUACCAUCUUCAUGCUACCGAAAGUGAGCCCACCUUAUCCGAAAUGACCGAAACAGCAAUUAAGUUUUUGAGCAAGAACAAGAAUGGUUACUUCGUUUUCAUUGAGGGUGGUCUCAUCGAUUACGGUAAUCACGCAAAUAAGCCUGGUCUCAGUCUUGAUGAGACUUUGGAAUUCGCAAAGGCUGUAGAGUUGGCGCGUAAUAUAACAGAUCCCGCAGAUACACUCAUCGUCGUUACCGCCGAUCACGCCCAUCCACUCAGCAUCUCUGGUUAUCCCGAACGUGGCAAUGAUAUUUUGAAUAUCAACAAAAUCGGCUAUGACAGGAACGGUGUACACUAUGCCACACUCAACUAUGCAGCUGGUCCUCAGCAAUAUUUGGAUGAGUAUGGCGAUCGCAUCGAAUUAGAGGGUCAAUUCGGAGAUCCAGAUUUCGUCUUCCCCAGUUAUAUUAGCGUUAACGAUGGUGUGCAUGGUGGUGAUGAUGUGGGCAUAUUCGCUUCCGGCCCUUGGGAGCAUCUCUUCCGCGGUGUACUCCAACAGAAUACUCUGCCACAUAUGAUGGCUUAUGCCGCCUGUAUUGGUGAUGGCGCUAAAGCUUGCGAUUAAGUUCUAAGCAACCAAGCCGUUUUAAAUAUAUGCAAACAUAUACACAUAUAGCAUACAUACAUUUAAUGAUAAAAAACAACAAACGUCCGUUUAUGAUAAACGUCCGCCCAGAAACUCGUUUAAUCGCAAGUCAACUUAGUGCUAAGCAUGCUAAUUCUGUCGGCUGGAGAUAACACUCUGUUCUUGUAUGCAUGUGCUAUAUUUAAAUAAAGAGAUUAAAAAGUAACA
Molecule: messenger RNA, 2020 nt
Organism: Bactrocera oleae (olive fruit fly)
Lineage: Eukaryota; Metazoa; Arthropoda; Insecta; Diptera; Tephritidae
Product: membrane-bound alkaline phosphatase
Biological process (GO): dephosphorylation
Molecular function (GO): alkaline phosphatase activity
Source: RefSeq, a predicted model, not a curated record